AUGGAACCAGAGCAAUCCAUGCCGAGAGAUGCCACUCCUAGUGCUCAAGCUAUGACCUCAAACGAGACUAAGACUUCCACCAUUUUGGCAAAUAACUCGUCAUCGGUUACAAUAAGUAUUAGUAGUGGUAUUGGUUCCUCAUCUUCUUCAAUAUCAUCAUCUAUUAAAGAUCUUUGCCGUUGCUCCAAAUUCUUUAGGACACUAAAUAUUGGUGUCCCAAAGAGUAACUCCACUGAAAAAAAACUGGCAUGGUUGCGCUCUCAAAUCGUUGGUGAUGGUGUAGAGUUUGAUUCUCCCUUUGGAAAAAGAAGACUCACCUAUGCUGAUCAUACUGCCUCCGGCCGACCUCUUUACUAUAUAGAAAAUUUUAUAAUCAACAAUGUUCUUCCCUUUUACGGGAAUACACACACUAGUGACAGUCAUGUGGGGCAUCGGACCACAAAAAUGUUGCAUGAAGCUGCUGAGUAUAUCAAGAAAUGCUUAGGUGGUGGGCAAAAUGAUGCAAUCAUGUUUUGUGGCUCAGGCACAACCGCAGCUAUUAAAAGAUUACAAGAAGUGAUGGGCAUUGCCGUGCCAUCAGUUUUGAGAGAGAGGGCAAUUAAAUGCCUAGGUAACGAAGAGAGAUGGGUGGUUUUUGUCGGUCCUUAUGAGCACCACUCGAAUCUGCUCUCAUGGAGACAAAGCUUAGCUGAAGUGGUAGAAAUAGGUUUAGAUGACGAUGGUUUGAUAGACGUGGAAGAUGUAAGACGACGACUUGAAUCAUAUAAAUGUGCCAACAGGCCCAUUUUGGGUUCCUUUUCAGCCUGUAGCAAUGUGACUGGGAUUUGCUCAGAUACUCGAGGAAUUGCUCAACUUCUUCAUCAAUAUGGUGGUUUUGCUUGUUUUGAUUUUGCUGCAAGCGGUCCAUAUGUGGAAAUAGACAUGAGAUCUGGAGAGAUUGAUGGUUAUGAUGCAAUUUUCCUUAGCGCACACAAAUUUCUUGGGGGGCCUGGAUCGCCGGGAAUACUUCUGAUGAGCAAAGCCCUUUAUCAGUUGGGAUCUUCUGCUCCAUCAACUUGUGGAGGUGGAACUGUUAACUAUGUAAAUGGUUUCAAUGAAAAGCAUACAUUGUACUUGAACGACAUAGAAGAGAGAGAGAAUGGUGGAACUCCUCAAAUAACCCAAACCAUUAGAGCUGCAUUGGCCUUUUGGGUUAAAGAGUACAUUAGCUACCAAGUGAUUGAGAAACAAGAGAAAAUGUACACAGAAAAGGCACUCAACAGCCUUGUUCCAAAUAAGAAUAUAUGGGUUUUAGGUAACACUACAACAGCCAAACGACAAGCUAUUUUGUCCUUCCUCAUAUACUCUACGACAAACUCUUCCUCAACUGGCAUAAAACAUGAGAGUAAUAGAAUUGAUAGCGAAGACAUCAAUGAUGGGAUUCUUUACAUGUGGAGAGAGACGGGGAACGAAAGAGGCAAACCUCUUCAUGGACCUUUCGUAGCAGCACUCCUUAAUGACCUAUUUGGUAUUCAAGCUCGAGGUGGUUGUGCUUGUGCUGGACCUUAUGGUCACACUUUGCUGCAUGUCAAUGAGCCUACCUCUCUGGCCUUCAGAUCUGCCAUAGAAAAGGGUUAUGCUGGAGUGAAGCCAGGAUGGACGAGAGUUAGCUUCCCGUACUCCAUGUCCAAUGAGGAAUUUGAGUUCAUUCUGACUGCAAUUGAGUUUAUAGCCAUUUACGGCCAGCGAUUUCUUCCAUUAUAUCACUUCAAUUGGAAAACUGGUACCUGGACUUUCAAGAAAAGGGAAUUGAAGGGCGUAGUAGAUAAAGAAAACAAUAGCGAUAUUAAUAAGUUUGAAUCAUAUUUGACAAGAGCUAAACUAAUUGCAAAUCUGCUUCCCGAAAUCCCUUCCCAACGUAAGAUUCCUCAGGACAUAGACCUCAACCUCUUGUACUUCCGAGUCUAG
This is a messenger RNA of Dovyalis caffra, 1947 nucleotides long. The record is from the annotation of a GenBank genome assembly. NCBI's taxonomy places the organism in Eukaryota, Viridiplantae, Streptophyta, Magnoliopsida, Malpighiales, Salicaceae.